CUGGCACGUGUUGGGCGCGCAAGCGCCUGGUGCUACCCCUGACCUCUGCGGUGGCGGCCAUGGGGCGUUCGAGUUGGCGGUUGGUGGUCGCCGCCGGCGCGGGUCUCGCGCUGGCCCUAGAGGCGUUGCCGUGGCUGGUACGUUGGCUGCUGGCCGGGCGGCGACCACGGCGCGAGGUGCUCUUCUUCCCCUCACAGGUGACCUGCACCGAGGCCCUACUGCAGGCCCCAGGCUUGCCCUCGGGGCCCUCGGGCUGCCGGUGCACCCUCCCUCACAAGGAGAGUUCGCUGAGCCGCCUGCUGCAAGCGCUGUUGGCCGCCCGUUCCAGCCUGGAACUCUGCCUCUUCGCCUUCUCCAGCCCGCAGCUGGGGCGUGCCGUGCAGCUGCUGCACCAGCGCGGGGUGCGCGUGCGUGUCAUCACCGACUGCGACUACAUGGCCCUCAACGGCUCGCAGAUUGGCCUGCUGCGCAAGGCAGGUAUACAGGUACGGCACGACCAGGACCUAGGCUACAUGCAUCAUAAGUUUGCCAUCGUUGACAAGAAGGUGCUCAUCACUGGCUCCCUCAAUUGGACCACACAGGCCAUCCAGAACAACCGCGAGAACGUUCUGAUUAUGGAGGACACCGAGUAUGUGCGGCUGUUCCUGGAGGAGUUUGAGCGCAUCUGGGAAGAAUUUGACCCCACCAAGUACAGCUUUUUCCCCCAGAAGCACCGAGGGCACUGACCCUGCUUUGUCUUGUGCAGUCUUCCGGCCUGUCCUUGUGAUGAUGUUCCCUCUUGCUUUGCAUUAGCCUUUCUUGGCUGGCGGGGAGCAGCUGGUAGUCCUCCUGGCUGGCAGGGGAGCAGCUGAAGUCAGGAAGGAGGUGACAGUGUGGGCAGUGCCGCAGGCUGUUCUAUAGCAAUAGUCGCCUAGAUGGACAGGCC
Molecule: messenger RNA, 925 nt
Organism: Acomys russatus (golden spiny mouse)
Lineage: Eukaryota; Metazoa; Chordata; Mammalia; Rodentia; Muridae
Gene: Pld6
Product: phospholipase D family member 6
Exons: 2
Coding region: 60-725 (221 amino acids)
Biological process (GO): piRNA processing
Cellular component (GO): mitochondrion
Molecular function (GO): RNA endonuclease activity producing 5'-phosphomonoesters, hydrolytic mechanism
Source: RefSeq, a predicted model, not a curated record